Molecule: messenger RNA, 2903 nt
Organism: Odontomachus brunneus
Lineage: Eukaryota; Metazoa; Arthropoda; Insecta; Hymenoptera; Formicidae
Gene: Dhap-at
Product: dihydroxyacetone phosphate acyltransferase
Exons: 8
Coding region: 295-2391 (698 amino acids)
Biological process (GO): ether lipid biosynthetic process
Cellular component (GO): peroxisomal membrane; mitochondrial membrane
Molecular function (GO): glycerone-phosphate O-acyltransferase activity
Source: RefSeq, a predicted model, not a curated record
UAAGAUCAAUGAUUUUAUGCAACACUCUCCAAGCAUUCGCUGUAGGUGGAAUCAGGUGGAAUCGUACUCGAUCUUGAGUAACCUAAACAAUCGUGCGAUAACGAAAAUAUGUCAUCGCGCUGAAUGAAAUCGUCCUUGAUUGAAUGAAAUAGACCUAACAGGCAACAGGCGAUAAGAUAAGUCCUCUCACUUUGCCGCACGUUUGUUUACAACUUCAUGCGGUCAGCUCAUUCAUUUAUGACCGUCACCGCGCUCAUUGAGUCUUUCUAAGUGCCUCGACGUCUGCUGGGCAAGAUGCAACGCAACACUGCGGAUUUCGUGGACUUGCUGGCGGAGAGACGGAAGGAUUGCGAUAUCGCAUGGGCGAUACGACCUAUGAAUCCAUUGCUACCGCAUAAAUUACCACCAGAGUUGAGAUACAACAGGGAACAGACGAUACAAUAUAUUUUGUCCAAUGGACGAAUCUGUGCCACAAUUAACAGAGUGGCAGCUACAUUGAAUGUCAGUAUCAAGGAUGUUGAGAAGAGAGCACGUGCUAUACUCAAUGAGAUGGCUAACAAAGAAGACUUGAUGACAGUUCGCUUCCUAAGUAUGUUUAUAACAAAAACCAUAAAGAGGAUGUACACCAGGAUCUAUGUGAACGAAUGCAAAAUCUUUAGCUUGAAGCAUGAGAUGCAGUUGUCGCAAGUGCAGUAUGUCUAUGUACCGACUCACAGGAGUUACUUCGAUUUCAUACUGAUGUCGUACAUUCUCUUUUCCUACGACAUGGCAUUACCGAAUAUCGCCGGCGGUAUCGAUUUUUACAAGAUGAGAAUAAUAGGCGAAUUAUUGCGGAAGACCGGGGCGUUUUACAUGCGACGUAGUUUCUCGAACGAUCUGCUCUACAAAGAGAUUUUUCGCUGCUAUAUCAACACUAUCAUCAGCCACAGCGGCAGAGCGAUCGAGUUCUUCAUCGAGGGUACCCGUAGUCGCAGUCAGAAGAGCCUCGCACCGAAAUACGGCUUGCUAUCCGUAAUCCUGGAUAGUCUACUUGACAGCGACGUGCCCGACAUACAGUUCGUACCGAUAAGCAUUAGCUAUGAGCGGCCACCGGAGGAGUUGCUGUUCGCCUACGAGCUGUUGGGCAUCCCGAAGCCGAAGGAGACCACGUCCGGACUUUUCCGUUCUAGGUCCAUGCUGGACAAACCUUUAGCAUACGGCCGCAUAUUCUUCAACAUCUGCGAGCCAAUCUCCGCUCGUUCUUAUGUGAAUAUGUCGCUUCGCAAAGCGCGCGUUUUGUCGCCUUGCUUCAAACUACCGUCGUCGAUCUCGGAGACCAUGGCUCAUCUCAUAACAGAUUCCCAUAAGAAGAACACCGUCCUCAUGCCAAUUAACAUCAUCGCUUUGCUGUUCAACGAGUGGAUCUUGACGCGACCGAGGGAGCCAUACACGCUUGAUUUAUUAGCCACGGAUUAUCGAUGGUUCAAGAACUUCCUCGUUAACAGGAUGGGCGCGUUGGUGUAUCCCGAAAUUAAAACCAGUGAAAACGAUGAUGUCAAGCAGGAGAUAUUAAUGUCUUUGAGACCACAUGAGGAAUUAAUCGUGUUCGAUGCAUCGAAUACGUUGAGGCUCAAGCAGAGACACAAAACAAGCAGACAUCCGAUAAACAUGAACCUGGUUCAGGGACAUUUUCUAUCUGAGCAGACAAUGUCAGUGGCUGUAUCCGCUAUGAAUCUAACGAUUUAUCUCAAUUCGGUUUUGGAUUCUAUAAUGAAGGCAGCUCUGAUCACCGUAACGAUAGAAGAACGUGGCAUACCGACUGGAGAAGCUUUGAAACGAUACGAACUACUUAGAAUGUUGUUCAGCACCGAGUUCGUGUUUCGUCCAAGCACGAGUACAGAUAUGGUCGAAACAGAGUGGAGAGAAUGCUUGGAUAUAUUACUGUCGGAGAAUUGUUUGCGUGUGCAAGGCAAUAAGAUUUCCCCGGGAGAAAAUGCAAAACUAUUCUCCAUCUUGCACAACGUCGCGUUGCCUUUCGUAGACGUCGUAUAUACAUUGUGCACCUUACUCGAGCGGGACGAGAUAAUAUCGAGUGUACUCGACGAUAAAAAGAUUUUCGCCGAGAUGCAGAAGGAGGUGGAGAAGUUAAUACUGGCGGGCGACAACUGCUGUCAACAUCCGUACUGCUUGACUCUCGACCUAUACCGUUCGACGUUGUCCACUCUGCUCUCGCAAGGAAUCCUCGAAAGAUACCUGUUUCGCGACAUGUAUCGCGUAAAUGAGAAUAGAUUGGCGGAUCUCAUCAGCGCGUUGCGCGAUUUACACCAACCGCUACGACAUCCCGCAGUGCGUUAUAUUGACGCGCUUUCUUCGAUUUUUUUACCGUCGGUGGAGAUACAAGCUAAAUUAUAGAUAAACAGCUGCUGAAUAUAUAUAUAUAUAUGUAUGUAUGUAUGUAGACAACUAUAAAAUGUGUAUGGGUGUAUGUAUGUGUGUUUGUGUGAUAUAAUAAGAACGCUAAUCUUGAUACAAUUUAAUAAUUUUAACUAGUUAAUUAAUUUAAUUUCUAAUUUUUAAGUUGAAAUCUAUUCAAUUAAUUAGUUUAACUAAUUUAACUGACCAAUUAGAUUAGUUUCUAAUAUGUAAAUUAAAGUCUAUUUAAUCAUUGUAACUUGUUUAAAUUGACUAAUUGAUAAAGUAGAUUUGUAGACAUAAGACUCGAAAACAUGUUGACACGUUAUUCGUAAACGAGACCAAGGCUAAUUGUGACGAAAUGUUACCGGAAACAUAAGCAAACACUCUGUUAUUUGUGAGAUAUUAAGAUUACAUGCGAAGACACAUUAACUAUGUCGAGAUAAAGAGUGAAGAAUGCGUAACACUGUACAAUUAAACCUGGUUCACUUACAAUUCCAUCGUCAUCACGA